Molecule: messenger RNA, 3094 nt
Organism: Vigna umbellata (rice bean)
Lineage: Eukaryota; Viridiplantae; Streptophyta; Magnoliopsida; Fabales; Fabaceae
Product: putative leucine-rich repeat receptor-like serine/threonine-protein kinase At3g14840
Biological process (GO): protein phosphorylation
Molecular function (GO): protein kinase activity; protein binding; ATP binding
Source: RefSeq, a predicted model, not a curated record
AUGAGUAACCACUGUUUCUUCUUCUUCUUUAUUGCUUCCUUUUGCUUUGCCUCCUUUGCUUCUGGAGCCACUCUGGCUCAGGAUGAAGUGGAAGCUCUGGAAGAUAUAGGUAAGACAGUUGGGAAGGUUUGGGAUUUCAGCGUAGAUCCAUGCACUGGAGAAAGAAAUUGGUCAACGAAUGAUAAAAAUAAUGUCACAUGCAACUGUGACGGUCCCAACGGAACCGUCUGCCAUGUCACCCGCAUAAUUUUGAAAGAACAAAAUCUUCCGGGUACGCUCCCGCGGAAUCUAUUCAAGUUGCCUUACCUUCAAGAACUUGAUCUUUCUCGCAACUACCUUAAUGGCACAAUUCCUAAAGAAUGGGGUUCCACAAAACUUGUCACCAUUUCCCUCCUUGCAAAUCGAUUGACAGGUGAAAUACCAACCGAGAUAACAAAUAUAUCCACUCUUUUAGAUUUGAACUUGGAAGCCAAUCAAUUUUCUGGAAUUCUUCCUCUUGAGCUUGGUAAUUUAACCCAAAUUCUAAGAUUGUUACUUAACUCCAAUAAUUUUACUGGAGAACUACCAAUCUCACUGGCCAGACUUUCUAAAUUACUAGAUUUUCGAAUAGGGGACAAUCAAUUUUCUGGGAAGAUACCUGACUUUAUUCAUCAAAAUAUGAAAAAUCUAUCGACAUUGAGGAUUGAAGGGAGUGGAUUAAGUGGGCCAAUUCCUUCUGAAAUUUCACAACUGCAAAACUUAACUGACUUGAGAAUUAGUGAUCUAAGAGGAUCUGAAACUUCAACUUUUCCUCCUCUUGAUAAAAUGAACUUACAGUAUUUGAUUCUGAGAAAUUGUAACAUCAUUGGAGAUUUACCCGAAUUUCUUGGAACAAUGACAAGUUUAAAGGACAACUUAGACCUCAGCUUUAACAAGUUCACUGGACCAAUUCCGGAUGCCUAUGAGACCAGAGCAAGAAAAGUGAAAAACGUUUAUUUAUCCGGAAAUCUUCUGAAUGGAACCGUGCCUUCAUGGAUAGAGCAUGCAAAGCCAAUAGAUAUUUCAUAUAACAACUUAAACAUCACAAGCCAAGAGAGUGCGACUUGUAAUCAAGUAGGAAGGAACUUAUUUGCUAACUCCAUCACGAAUGGCUCAGGAGAAGAUGCUUGCUUGGAAGGUUAUACAUGUUCACAACUGUUAUACAAUCUUCAUAUAAACUGUGGUGGAAAGGAGGUCUUAGUCAAUAAAAGCACAUAUGAUGAUGAUGUAGCUGAUGGAGGUGACGUUAGAUUUCUUUGGAAUAGAAACAGAAAUUGGGCAGUUAGCACUACUGGUAACUUUAUGAAUAAUGACAACGAAGCGGGAAAGCAUUUAGUCUCAAACAAAUCUGUGCUUUCUAUAGAGAAUGUUGAUCUAUACAUGACUGCACGAGCUUCUCCCAUUUCAUUGACUUAUUAUGGAUUUUGCUUGGGAAAUGGAAACUACACAAUAUUUCUGCAUUUUGCUGAAAUUGUGUUCACUGAUGAUCAAACAUUUAGCAGCUUAGGAAGACGAGUGUUUGACAUCUACAUUCAGGGAGAACUAGUGAAGGAGGGCUUCAAUAUUGCAGAAGAAGCCGGAGGUAAUGGUAAGGCAAUCACAAAAACUUUUAGAGCUGUUGUGAGCAGUAAUACCUUGAAGAUACGACUGAAUUGGGCUGGAAAAGGGACAACUGCACUCCCAUAUAAAUCAGUAUAUGGUCCUCUUAUAUCAGCUAUAACUGUGAACUCAGAUAAUCCACCUCCCAUGCCCAGUAGCAUAUCAGUAGGCGUUGUGGUUGGAAUUGUGGUUGCAGUGGUAGUCGUUAUCAUCCUUAUGUUUGGUAGACUUUGGUGGAAAUGCUGCUUAAGGAAGAAAAGUUCCUUAGAAAUCGAGCUAAGAGGUUUGGAACUACGAACAGGUGUAUUCACUUUAAGACAGAUAAAAGUGGCAACAAACAACUUCGCUGAGGAGAAUAAGAUUGGAGAAGGAGGAUUUGGUCCUGUGUACAAGGGAUGUCUAUCUGAUGGGACAUUGAUAGCAGUAAAACUACUCUCUUCUAAAUCAAGACAAGGGAAUCGAGAGUUCUUAAAUGAGAUAGGAAUGAUUUCUGCUUUGCAGCAUCCUCAUCUUGUUAAACUAUAUGGAUGCUGUGUGGAGGGUGAUCAACUCUUAUUGGUAUAUGAAUAUAUGGAAAACAAUAGCCUUGCUCGUGCUUUAUUUGGACCUGAAGAACACCAAAUAAGAUUGGAUUGGGCAACAAGAUACAAGAUAUGUAUUGGUAUUGCUAGAGGUUUGGCAUACCUCCAUGAAGAAUCAAGAUUGAAGGUUGUUCAUAGAGACAUCAAGACCACUAAUGUGUUGCUUGAUAAAGAUCUCAACCCAAAGAUAUCAGACUUUGGUUUGGCCAAACUGGAUGAGGAAGAAAAUACUCAUAUUAGCACCCGAAUAGCUGGAACAUAUGGAUAUAUGGCUCCAGAAUAUGCCAUGCAUGGUUACUUGACCGAUAAAGCGGAUGUCUAUAGCUUUGGAAUUGUUGUGUUGGAAAUUAUAAAUGGAAGGAACAAUAUCAUUCAUCGACAAAACGAAGAAUCAUUCUCAAUUCUUGAUUGGGCACACAUGUUGAAAACAAAAGGUGAUCUAAUGGAGCUAGUGGAUAGGAGAUUGGGGUCAGACUUGAAGAAAGAGGAGGUAUUGGUGGCUAUAAAAGUGGCUCUUUUAUGCACUCAGGUGACUACAACACUUAGGCCAACAAUGUCAUCAGUAGUGAGCAUAUUGGAAGGUAAAAGUGUUGUUGAUGAAGUGGUAACAGAAGCAAGUGAGGUGUUGGAUGAGAAAAGAAUGGAGGCAAUGAGAAAAUAUUACAGUGAGCUAAGUAUAGAAGUGCCAUGGACUGCUUCAUCUACAUCUGCAUCAGAUCUUUAUCCAACACAUCUUGAUUCAUCUUUUUUGGACAAGAGAAAUUAUCUCUAAAGAAAAAAUGUCAAAAAUCACACUUUUUAAAUUUGCAGUACCAACACAACAUUUUAAUAUUUCCUUUUCUAGUUGUGAGUUUGUACACCAAGUUCUGGUUUUUCUUGUAAAUUUCCUUGUAAAA